GGGUUUACAGACCAUUGUCGCAACUCACAAUGACUAAGCACUGGCAUUCAAAUCAGUCGUUGGAAUGUCCCUCCCAUUAGUCCAACUACGUCGGGCGUUGUGUGGACUUCCUGGUCAUGGAUGUACUGUUACAGUUAACUCGGAUGCAGGCGUGUUUUCUUACAUUUCGUCUAUCUGUCUCAACGUCUAGAGUUCUCAGCCGAAGCAUGGCGGCUGAUUCUGUCACCCGUUUCGAUUUUCUGGUGGUAGGAGGUGGAUCCGGGGGCUUAGCCGGUGCACGAAGGGCGGCAGAGCUUGGCGCCACUUGUGCUGUGAUCGAAAGUCACAAACUUGGAGGUACCUGCGUAAAUGUUGGUUGUGUUCCUAAGAAGGUUAUGUGGAAUGCAUCAACCCAUGCUGAAUAUCUUAAUGAUCAUGCAGACUAUGGCUUUGAGGCAGCACAAACCCACUUUAGUUGGCAACUGAUUAAAAACAAAAGGGAUGCUUAUGUUGGCCACCUGAAUGAGAUUUACCAGAAAAAUCUAGACAAGGCCAAAAUUCAGACCAUUCAAGGCCAUGCACGAUUCACUGAUGACCCAGAGCCUACUGUUGAAGUCAAUGGCAAGAAAUACUCUGCACCACACAUCCUUAUUGCCACUGGUGGACACCCGUCUACAGUUAGUGACAAGGAUGUGCCAGGAGCUGGUCUUGGCAUUACCAGCGAUGGAUUUUUUGAACUCGAAUCAUGCCCCAGACGCAGUGUUAUUGUGGGGGCAGGAUAUAUUGCUGUUGAAAUGGCUGGAAUCCUGUCCUCUCUAGGGUCCAAAACAUCACUUAUCAUUCGUCAGGGUGGGGUACUGAGGAACUUUGAUGCCUUGAUAAGCUCAAACUGCACCAAAGAACUGCAAAACAGUGGUAUUGAUUUGUGGAAGAACACUCAGGUAAAGUCAGUACAGAAAACUGAAAAGGGUCUGUGUGUCACACUGGUGACAAAGGACCCAGAAGACAGGAAUGCAGAGGAAAAGACUAACAGCAUUCAAGGCAUUGACUGUUUGUUGUGGGCCAUUGGGAGAGAGCCCAACACAGCUGGCCUCAACCUCAGUCAGAUGGGUGUGGAGCUUGAUUCAAAGGGGCACAUUGUGGUCGAUGAGUUCCAGAACACCUCACGCCAGGGCAUCUAUGCAGUUGGAGAUGUUUGCGGGAAGGCACUCCUUACACCUGUUGCCAUUGCUGCUGGACGAAAACUUGCACAUCGACUGUUUGAGGGCAAAGCAGAUUCUAAAGUGGACUAUAGUAAUAUUCCUACUGUUGUCUUCAGUCACCCCCCUAUUGGCACUGUAGGACUAACUGAAGAUGAGGCUGUCAAGAGCUGGGGAAAGAGAAGUGUGAAAAUUUAUACAACUUCUUUCACUCCCAUGUACCAUGCCAUCACAACACGUAAGACUCAUUGCAUCAUGAAGCUGGUGUGUAUAGGAAACGAGGAAAGGGUUGUUGGGCUGCAUAUGCAGGGUCUUGGGUGUGAUGAAAUGCUUCAGGGUUUUGCUGUGGCCAUCAAGAAGGGUGCUACCAAAGCAGACUUUGACAACACUAUUGCCAUUCACCCUACAUCUUCAGAGGAACUAGUGACAAUGCGUUGACCUGAUUAUCUUGGAAGUUCUUUUACAUCCCUGUUGAUCAUUAGACAUUAACUGUCCUCAACUCCCCUGAUCAGCCUGUAUGUAGGCAACCUAUUCCAAGUUGCCCAAUACUUUUAUACAGAUGUCUCAGCUAAAUUCCCAGGCUCUUUUGCAACACACAGUUUGAUAUCACUAAUCAACAACCAUGUCUCAAGUUGGAGAUUAAGUUUUUUCUGCAUUAGCUUGAUUUGUUUUAUGCCAAACACACCCCUGGUCUUUGUUGCUAGCAUAUAAUUGUAUUUUAACCUCAAGAUACAACCAAAGCCUGCAUUUGUUCAGCUUCUUGAACAAAGUUUUGCCAUUCAAAUUAUUCUCCUCAAUGUGUGUUGGAAGAAAAAUCUAUCGCCCUUCUUCUAGAUGGGCUAGUCACAGCUCCAGUUGUUGUUUAUAGCCCUAAUAACAAAGAGGUGAAAAUCUGUUGUUUUAUAGCCAUUGCUUGAUUUAUGAAGAUAAGCAGCUCUUUGUCUUAUUUGUUUGUUCUCUGAUCAUUCCCAAGUUGAUGGGUAAAUAAAGGUGUUUUGCGUGCAUGUCAUCUCAUUUAUAUCCCAGUGAUGAAAAUACAAGGUUAGAUUUCUCAACAGACAAUUGCUAGUUUUCCCUUAAUCUGUAAACUAGAAUAGAACUGUUUGUUGUUGUUUUUUUUUGUUUUUUUUGCCAGCAAUCAACGCUAUGUAUCACAUAGGAGAUUCUAUGCCCGUCCCUCCAUAAGAUGUUCAGUUGUAAACAUAUUUAUUUUUAAUAUGUUGCUUUAAUAUCCAUUACAGAGUAAUAUUAUACAAACUUUAUUAAACCAAUGACAGACUUUUAGCUCAUCCAUAAAAAGUAUAAUUAUUAUUAUUACUACUACUACUAACUAGUAAUAGUAGUAGUAGUAUCUAGAAACAGAAAACUAUGCAGGUCACCUGCAUGUUUCCCAUAGUAGAGACCCAGAUAAGCAAAGUAAUAUAGAAUCAAUGUUGAUAUAGCAUAAUCUUUUUCUUUUUUGGUUCAAAUCAACUACAAAUCAAAACUGCCAUAGGUUGAAUUCUUAAACAUUGUUUAAAUACUGAAAGCAAGACAUUAAAUGAUCACUGAAUUGUAGUCAUUGUCUUCAACCAUACCAAGUCUGCCAGCAAAGAGGCUGUUUGUUUGUGUGUCAGAACCGCUGGCUGACUAAGACCAAGACUCGCACAGAAACGGUAUCUGAGCUCAGUGAGACUUGCUUAAAAAAAGAUAUUGUUUCCAAUGACAAAGGCAUUUCCCCUGUGGGCUUUGUAUGUAUACCAUGAUAUAUGAACAAUAAACUGUUGUGCUUCUAA
Messenger RNA from Pygocentrus nattereri (red-bellied piranha), 2953 nucleotides. RefSeq names its product glutathione reductase (gene gsr). The record is from RefSeq and is a predicted model, not a curated record. The transcript has 13 exons. Bases 117 to 1616 code for a protein of 499 amino acids. Gene Ontology annotation, cellular component: cytosol; mitochondrion. Gene Ontology annotation, biological process: cellular response to oxidative stress; glutathione metabolic process; cell redox homeostasis. Gene Ontology annotation, molecular function: NADP binding; flavin adenine dinucleotide binding; glutathione-disulfide reductase (NADPH) activity. Lineage: Eukaryota; Metazoa; Chordata; Actinopteri; Characiformes; Serrasalmidae.